Molecule: messenger RNA, 6561 nt
Organism: Anguilla rostrata (American eel)
Lineage: Eukaryota; Metazoa; Chordata; Actinopteri; Anguilliformes; Anguillidae
Exons: 2
Coding region: 1017-2009 (330 amino acids)
Biological process (GO): axon guidance; brain development
Cellular component (GO): cytoplasm; protein kinase 5 complex; growth cone
Molecular function (GO): cyclin-dependent protein serine/threonine kinase activator activity; protein kinase binding
Source: RefSeq, a predicted model, not a curated record
AACAGUUUCCUUUUGAAUUGUGCAAAUUUAAUGUGUGAUGAGCAGAGAGAGAGAGAGAGAGAGAGCGAGCGAGAGAGAGAGAGAUCGCUUCCUCACUGCCGGCUGCGCCUGAGCGCGAGGCAAGGAGGAGCCUGCGUUUGGCAGCAGGACACAGUUUGAUUGUUCGCGCGGCGCCGCGGAGUCAGAGGAGAGAAGAAUCGGAGGAGAGAGGAGCCCGGUGCUCGGCUCUCAUCAGCUGAAUACAACCGACGGACGGGUCCAGCGCAUCAUCUCAGACUAAAGGAGAGAGUUAUACAGACCGCACUUGUGUAGCCUUGUCUUCAAUGGGUCGGGACAAGCCCUGAGCUGAUUGGCAAUAGUUCUGAGCUCUCCCCACAGAAUCGAAUUGCAUCAACAAUGUUACCAUUUUAAAAGUUCCCCGAUUUCAUUGGAUCGUUAGAUUAAACUGAUUUUCUACCACUUAAAUACUGUGGAGUGGAUUCUGGACUAUUACUGAGUUAACUUAAUCCUUUUAAAAUAUUUAUUCUGCAAAUGGACGAGCAUCUUCGGACUUAACCGCGGCGGAGCAGAGGUAUUGGCUCUUGCUGGGAGAGGCGGCGUCCUGGAGCCUUGAUUUUCGCAAGGGGAUUACUUAUCUGCAGAAAGCCUGUCCUUUAAAUCCGCCCCGGCACUUCCACCGGAGCGUUGCCGUGGUCAGACGAUAAUUUUGAUACGACGGACCUGCGUUGUGCCGUCGGUCCACUUUGCAGCUCGUCGGGAACUGCAGCUCACUGCCGAAACGACAAGAGGAAAUACUGUAGCCUGACUCAAUCGCAAACUUCAGCCGGCACUGGACCACAAACAGACAGUGGCCAUGCCAUGGGCAUCUGAGAGACUGCUAACUCUGCUGGGGGUCGCCACUCAUCUACUUUAAAAUUGGACCCCCUGGGGCAGGAAAAUCAUCCGAAAAAAAAAAAAAAUCUGUGUCAGAGAACGUGCCCCCCAGAGCGCUCAGUGGCGGGGGCCCGAACGUCGCCAUGGGCACGGUGCUGUCGCUGUCUCUGUCGCCGGGGUCGCGGAAGCCCAGUUACUAUGACGACCGGCCCAGCUCCCUCUGCCACUACCCCAGCCUGAGCGGCCACUCCCUGGGCGGGCCCAAGGACCACGGCGGCGGCGGCGGCGGCGGCGGCGGCCUCAGGCGGAACUCCAUCCUGCUCCCCGCGCUCACCUGGAAGCGGCUGGUGGCCUCCACCAAGAAGCGGGGCUGCCGCAAGGCCUUCCCGCCGGCCUUCCCGCCGGCCUUCCCGCCGGGCCUUCCCGGGGCCCCCGGGGGCCCCCUCGGCAACAACAACAACAACAUCUACCGCCAGCGGGAGGUGGCGCACCUGAACCGCCAGAACGUGAAGAAGUCGCUCUCCUGCGCCAACCUCUGCAGCUACGACGGCCCGCCGCCGGGCCCCGGGCGGCCGCCGCUCCCCGCCUCCGCCGCCGCCGCCGCCGCCGCGGGUGUCGGCACCCCGCCCAAGCGCGUGAUCGUCCAGGCCUCCACCAGCGAGCUCCUGCGCUGCCUGGGCCACUUCCUGUGCGGCCGCUGCUACCGGCUCAAGCACCUGUCGCCGGCGGAGCCGGUGCUCUGGCUGCGGAGCGUGGACCGCUCGCUCCUCCUCCAGGGCUGGCAGGACCUGGCCUUCGUCACGCCCGCCAACGUGGUCUUCCUCUACAUGCUGUGCCGCGACGUGGUGGACGGCGACCUGGUGGCCAGCGAGAGGGAGCUCCAGGCCACGCUGCUCACCUGCCUCUACCUGUCCUACUCCUACAUGGGCAACGAGAUCUCGUACCCGCUCAAGCCCUUCCUGGUCGAGCCGGGGAAGGAGGCCUUCUGGGACCGGUGCCUGCGCAUCAUCGACGCCACCAGCGCCAAGAUGCUGCGCAUCAACGCCGACCCGCUCUUCUUCACCCAGGUGUUCGCCGAGCUCAAGGGCGAGGGCCUGUGCGGGCCGCUGGACUACAGCCGGGUCCUGGACCGGUGAGGCUCCGCCCCCCAACCCCAAACCCGCCCCUCCCUCCCUCUCUCUGCUUAGGCGGAGGGGUGGAGACCAAGGCUGAAGUUCCAUCCGUGCUGCACUCUGGUCCCCCUGACGUCCCCCACCACUGGAGUACAACCAAUAUCUGUACCCCAUCCAAUACCCCAUCGCCUCAUACCCCCCCCCAUACCUGUCCUGUGAGAGGCGUUAGUAUGUUCAGCCCUCCCUCUAUCCUUUUAGAGACGUUCCUUCCUGUACUGGAAUGGGGGAAGGGGGGGGGGUACGUUUCAGCUCCUCCGUCCAUUUCGUUCUCUCGUUUUUCCAUUACCUCCCCAAUGCUGAUUUGUUAUUUAUUCAGAGGGGGGGGAGGGGCUUCCGAGAGGCUCCACCCCGUGCAAUCUCCACGGCCAAUCGCACACGACCAAACUGUGUCACACGGGAACUGUUUCGGCAGACGGGGUUUGCGGAAGUCGACGUGACGCUCAGGAUGCGUGGGACACCUGAUUACAGACACAGACACGGUCGCGGGUGGAUGGCUCAAUGUGCGCUGCCGCGGCAACCUCGUACUGCCCGCGGCUGUUGGCAAACAGUAGGCCUUACUCAAGCCGUUGCGUAAAAGAGCCCAAAAUGUUAGCAUGACGCUAAAGCUCCCAGAACACGAGAGAGCCAAGUCUAGUUUAGGACCAGACCAGUUUCGUUCAGGAUAAGGUCAAAUAAGUUUGUGGUUUUUAAAAAAAUUUUUUUAUAGGAAGAUGCUGGCUACAGUUUUUGAAAUUCAUGUUAUAUUUUCACUGCAAAACAACUAAAGUUACGUGAGGGCUUUUUGAUAGCUGAAAAUAACUGAAGAUUUUGUGUUGGGAAACAGACACGCACAUUACUGCUUAUUAAGAGGUUAUUAAAUCAAGGAUUAGCUGUUAGCUGUAACAAGAUUACUGCUGUGUUAGCAUACUGUACCACUUAGGCCAGGAAGUACCGAACUUCCAGUUACUAGAAAUGUAUAGCUCUUUCUGUAAAUGUAGAUGUUAAUUAUUUAUAUUCAAAGUGUCAAAAAAAAGCUAAUUUUGAAGUAACGUAGGCUGUUUAGCUGGCACUUUACUAUCUGAAAACUGCUUAUUAACUGCAUUUUUAAAGGUCACGCUCACUUAGUAAGUAGUAUUGUGUUUGUUGUUUCCAAAGAGUAUGAACUGGCCUUUGAAGUGGUGUAAUUAGGAAAGCUCCUGGUCAUGUGUGCCUUGUCCAGUGUGUGUGUGUGUGUGUGUGUGUGUGUGUGCAUGUGUGUGUCUGUGUGUGUGUGUGGGUGUGUGUGUGUGUGAGUGCAUGUGUGUGUCUGUGUCUGUGUGUGGGUGUGUGUGUGUGUGAGGGGGUGAUGGGGGGCUGUCCAUAGGCUUUUCUCCUGCUAUGAGAUUUUAGGAAGGGUAACUUGGGGAGGAUUCGGUGGAAACGUUCAGCCGAUUGGUUGUUUGGGACAGUCUGGGGCGUCAGCUGUUCACUUGUGCUUAGCCAACCAUUUCCGGUGCCUGUUGUCAGCACCUGGGCUCUGUAGUGCUAAUGAGAUUAGCAGAUUACCCCCCCAAAAACACACACACACACACACAUGCACGCAGACACACACACACACACACACACACACACGCUGGUUCAGCAUCUAAUCGCCUAAUCCCAGCCGGCUGGGCAGCCCGUGGGUUCAGCAGUAGCUGGCCUCGUGUUUCUGUUCCCGUUGAGCUCUGCGUAGGUGGGGGUGGGGGGGUGGGGGUGGUGGGGGCCGGGGUGGAGAGGGUAGCUUAGCUCCAGUCCUGUGUGAGUCUGACCCCGAGUGGAGUGGCCCCCAGGCCCCUCUGUAGAACGGGGGCAGUGGGCUCAAAGGGCCCCACUGUUGAAGGGGGGCGGUGCGGGGUGGGGGUGGGGGGGGGUGUUUGUGAGCGGUUUCGGUUCAGCCGGAGGCAGAUGCAUACUGUCAGCUGGGUGACAUGGAUGCUGCUUAACUUCCGCACUAACACUGCAUUUUCAUUAUCUUUGUGUGUGUGUGUGUGUGUGCGUGUGUGUGUGCGUGUGUGUGCGUGUGUGUGCGUGUGUGUGUGUGCGUGUGUGUGCGUGUGUGUGUGUGUGUGUGACAGACAGAGAAGCAGACAGACGGACACACACACACACAAACACACACACAGAGCAUGCAGAGUACUGGCAUUAAUCCUACUCUAAUCAGCCAUGGGAAGGGAGGGAGGGAAUAAUAAGGCAAUUGAGUGCCCUCAGACCACAUUUGCGUCUCGCUUCCCGUGCCCUGAACCUCCCCUGUACCACAGCGAAGUCCCAGAGACUGGAGAAGUCUUCAGGCUCACAGAGAGCGUAGCGUAGCCAGGUCUCUCAGGAGGGGGGGUCUGACCAGAGCUUUCUGAUAAGGCUCUGGCCAAAAGUGCUUAGAGCAGUGGGAUUAUUCACAUAACCCAGAAGAGAGAGAGAGAAAGAGAGAGAGAGAGAGUGUGUGUGUGUGUGUGUGUCUGUCUGUCUUUCUGUCCGUCUCUCAUCCAAAUCAUUACCUCAUCAGGUCUCUCUCGUAUUGUACGGGGCCCCCCUGCAGAUUUUCGGAGUUAAGGCCUGCUCUUCUCUUGCCUGUCCUUCUUCGCCCCUCUCGACCUGCUCUACCCCAGCCUGGCGCUGACUGGAUAAUCACCCCGUCACUCAUCUCUCACCGCUCACCGAGUGGUCGCUUAAGUCUGGUCGCUGGUUGCUGAUUGGACAGCCUCGGGUUGCCCCCAGAAAAGGGGGCUCGGCCGGGUUCUGCCUGUCGCCGGGCUUUUCGGCAGAACCGGCCCGGAACGCGCAGCCGCGGCUAGCGACGCGCUAACGUGCUAACGCGGCGGCGCGACCCGCGUUCACAGCUCCGCCGGGGGGGAAUACCGGACGCCGCGACAAGGACGAACUGAAACCGGUGACGAGACAGUGAUUCUGCCGCUGACGGAAGGAGACGGUGGGGACGAACGGGCAGAGACUCUGGCUGCCGUCCGCACGAGGGCCGAGAUGAGCCUUCAGCGUCGGUACCGCAGAGCUCAGAGACCUUUAUUUACGGCGCGUGUCCCUGUCAUAGGCCUGGGGAGAGACUGUAAGCAGGGGGGGGCAACGGUGUACGGGCCCCAGGGUUGUGGUGCCUGGGUUUGUCCCUGUUUGUAUUGCUGCUAUGUCCUUGUAAGACUCACACGGCGCACUUUUUUUGUGUCUGCGCGGUGCAGACCGGUUCGGUGUACACUGUUACUAGGUGACACGGCAACCGUGCACCCGUGUUGCUCGGCGACACGGUACCGCGUAGUCGCGUUGCUUAGCGACACGGUACCGCGUACGCAUGUUGCUAAGUGACACAGUACCGCGUACGUGUGUUGUCAUGUAACGAACAGUUCUUUGAAUUUGAUUUUGUUUUGUUGAACUUUUUUUUUUAUAUUGUAUUUUAAAUUAAUGUCUUUUUUUUUGUUAAUUUUAAAAAAAGGUCUAAUUAGUUAAUCCCCGCUGUGGGAUGCCUAAAAUAAACUUUUAUUAGUCUGUUAAUUAUUAUUGCUGAUAUAAAUCUUAUUAUGAAUGUCAAUUUUAUCCAUACCAAGAUAGGGUGAGGUUUAAAUAUAAUCUUACUUUGUUUUUUUGUUUUUUUCCCGUAGCAAAAUGUGAGAUUUCAACAAUGGGAGGGCACACCUGUGUCAUAACCCUGUGGCACAAGCAUAACAUUACUUAAGUGCACAGCUCAACACUUAAACGGUGUUCAUGUAACACUGCAAUAGUGUUAUGCUGCUAGUCAUGUGAGAGACAGACAGGCCUCAGUGGACCUGGCCUGGCCUCAGGGGGCUAUAACCCAGGGAGGAAGUAAGUGGCGAUGUAACUUCCUGUUUCACUUCCUCACAGACUUGUGUAACCAGUCUGCCCCCUGGUUGGCUGUCUGCGUGGCCAGCACAGUGCCAGUCUGCCGUGGAGACAGAGCCGUUUCACGGCUGACAUCGCCAGUGCAGCCAAUUGGCGUCCAGCUCUAGCUCAGAGUGACUGUUAAAGCCCCGCCCACUCAGGUGCCUGUCAGUAUGGCUACGGGAUGUGCUGAUUGGACGCUGCAAUCCUGCAGCAUUACUCAGGCCGUGUUUCGAAUGGUCCCCUGCUCCUCAGGGCGUCAGCCAUUCGCUAGAAGUUGCUAGGAGGGGAACUGGAGGACCAUUUCAGACACAACCCCGUCUCUUUGACCAACCCCCCCCCCCCCCGCCUCAUCCCUCCCCCCACCUACUUACCUGUCAAAUGACUCCCCCCUGCCAGGGCCACCUCAGCCCUGGGGUGACCGGACCCGGUUUCCACGGUUACCCCGCGAGCGUGAAGCAGAGAUGGUACUUGACUUUUGUAAAGCCACCAACCUGCGUGCAGUAUGUAGUUGCAUAGUCACAUGCACUGUUCUUGUCUGAGAAAACUUGAAAAUGAAAAAAAUCAAACGUGUUUGUUAUUCAUGUAUUGCCAUGCAAAAAAAACAAAAAAAAAAAAACAAAAAUGAAAACUUUUUUUUUAUUAUUACUGUUGUUAUUUAAUAAAGUAUUGAGACAGGAGA